This is a messenger RNA of Vicia villosa (hairy vetch), 691 nucleotides long. RefSeq names its product membrane magnesium transporter-like. The record is from RefSeq and is a predicted model, not a curated record. The coding region runs from base 158 to 478 and encodes 106 amino acids. Gene Ontology annotation, cellular component: Golgi apparatus; plasma membrane; EMC complex. The transcript has 4 exons. NCBI's taxonomy places the organism in Eukaryota, Viridiplantae, Streptophyta, Magnoliopsida, Fabales, Fabaceae.
UGCUCCCCCCUCGGUUUAACCAAACAUUAACCCUGUUUUACUCAAUUGAUUAAGAACAAAAUUCCAGCUCUUAAGUGCUGAUCACCGUCGUGGUUAACUUCUCCGAUCGUGUGUGCAUUCGUCAAUUCACUCCUCCUCGAAAUCAUCACCAAAAACAAUGGGAUUAGGUUUCACUAUUGGAUUCAUUGGUGUUCUGAUUCUAUUUCACGCUGCUUAUUCAACCAUCCAAUAUAGGGCUUUGUUGAAAAUUACUGAAGAAGAGUUUUCUGGUUCUCCUUUGAGCGUGGUGUUUGAACUGUCUUUAGGAUUGUUACUUUGUACUUGGGCUGCUUUGACCGUGCCAGGGAAGUUUUUGUGUAUCCACCCAGAUUCUGAAGAGAAUAGGAUUGUUUCUUUACCUGCCAACAUGGACUUCAUGAUCUUUAACCACCGGGGCAAAAUCUUUCCAGUUGAAAUGAACGAGAAGUUGAGACAUUGAGGACUUAUACAAGGGAGAAAAUUAUCUUCUUGGCAUUGAGUUUUUUUAAAAACAUUUGACACCUCUAUUGGUUCAUGUACUAGUUUUUGCAGUUUUCUUUUGUAGCUUCAUAAUUUACUUUUUUUGUAAUGGAUACCUGUCUGUAAUUUGGACGGGAUGUUACUAUUACUACUAUGGCCAUUUAUUUAUGAUGAGGUAGCCACAAGUUGACCA